Messenger RNA from Dicrocoelium dendriticum, 958 nucleotides. Lineage: Eukaryota; Metazoa; Platyhelminthes; Trematoda; Plagiorchiida; Dicrocoeliidae. The record is from the annotation of a GenBank genome assembly.
GUUGUACCGCCGCAUGUCUGCCGCAAGAUUGCUUCCCGCCAAUAUGUUCGUUGCGCGUGGUCCCGCUUUCCGCGCUGCUGCUCCUGGCCCAACAUUAUUAACGGUUUCCCCUUGUUACUUUAGCAGGACCGAGCGUGACCUUGCGGUGUUUUCUAAGUUCCGCUGGUCUAUUACAACCUACUUACACGCUGGACACGGAAGCCCUCGGAAUCCACGACUGCACGCAUACUACAGUUCCACAGUGGCUGCAAUGACUGAUGCGGUUGCGAAUGUAAUUGCAGAAGGAAGUGCGCGCAUUAAGCUACCAGAAGGCGUUUUUUACAAUCGCGUUCAGGAAUUCAAUCGUGAUCUUACGGUCGCCGUUUUGCAGUGGUUUCAGAAGGUUCACAAAAAGGAGUGGUUAAUGAAGAACGAAAAGCGCUUGAACUCGCCUUCCCGGCUUUCGCAGUCCCAAUACAGUGGAUUACGAAUUCUAGAAGCUUUAGGUGGUUCUGGCAUACGAUCCGUUCGGUUCGCUUUGGAAGUUCCUAAUAUCGGAGAAAUAGUUUGUAACGAUUUGGAUGAGAGGGCCGUCGAAAUGAUUCACCAAAACGUUUUACUUAAUGGAGUCAAUAAGUUCGUCAAAGUCUCCAAUUUGGAUGCAGUGAACCUGAUGCAUGUAUACAAGGAGUUUUCCAGCCGGUUUAACGUAGUGGAUAUUGACCCAUUUGGAUCUGCCAGCCCGUUUCUGGAUGGAGCAGUACAAUGUCUUCAUAGCGGUGGACUGCUUUGCGUAACUGCAACGGACAUGGCGGUUAUGUGUGGUAGCACCCCCGGAACCUCAAUGGGCAAAUAUGGUGGCAUGGCAGUCAAAAACAGCGCACAGCAAGAAACGGUUUGUACCAUUACUUUUGUGUUUCUUCCAUACUGGACUAUUUGCCUUUAUGCUGGUUUCGUCAGCUCGAGUAGUGCCAGGUAG